This is a messenger RNA of Athalia rosae (coleseed sawfly), 3728 nucleotides long. RefSeq names its product GPI ethanolamine phosphate transferase 3 (gene PIG-O). Gene Ontology annotation, molecular function: mannose-ethanolamine phosphotransferase activity. NCBI's taxonomy places the organism in Eukaryota, Metazoa, Arthropoda, Insecta, Hymenoptera, Athaliidae. Gene Ontology annotation, biological process: GPI anchor biosynthetic process. Gene Ontology annotation, cellular component: endoplasmic reticulum membrane. The record is from RefSeq and is a predicted model, not a curated record. Bases 299 to 3505 code for a protein of 1068 amino acids. The transcript has 4 exons.
GGCGUUUGUGGGUCUCAUGGGUUCACGUAAAUAUAAAUACAUCGGUGACACGCGUGAAGUUUGGAUAUUUCAUCGAUACCAAUGUAAACAACGGCGUGUGUAAUCACAUUGCGUCAGGUCUGGAACUGAAAGAAUUUGUGAUAAUUAAGCUUCACUUUUGUGAAUGAAAUUACGAAGUUUUCGGUGAUUUUUUAAGCACGCAACACUCGUGGGCGUGACAAGUUACAUGGAAUCAACACUUGUGUGAAGAGAUACAAGUAUCAAACGUUUGACCAAAAGUGAUGCGCGUAUCCAAAGCAUGCCGAAACAGUGGGUCUACUUUACGUUCCUAGCAUGGUUGACGUACCUAAUGAUUGCCGGACUAAUUCUGUUCACAAGAGGGUUCCUGUUGAGUCGAAUAACCCGUCAGGAAGUCAGUGACUGUACGAAAACAUUAACGCCCUGUGGCUUUCAGCCGGAUCAAAACUGCUCCGGAGGUAUAGACUUUGAGGAACUUUUCAAGGAUGAGGAAAUAGCAGCCAAAACAUGUCUUGGAAAACAAGCGAGAGUUGUGUUAUUGGUGAUCGAUGCUUUACAGUACGAGUUUGCAGUGUGGGACGAUACUUUGACUCCGGAAAACACUACCUACUACCAAAAUAAGCUACCUGUAAUUCAACAGACUUUGAAAAAGCAACCAGAGUCAACACGCUUUUAUAAAUUCUUAGCCGAUCCUCCAACAACCACUAUGCAACGUCUUAAAGGCUUGACAACUGGGUCUUUGCCUACGUUCAUUGAUGCUGGAUCAAACUUUGCUACCGAAGAAAUCGAUGAAGACAAUUUAAUUGACCGAGCUUCUUCUGCCGGAGUCGUCUUCAUGGGGGAUGACACAUGGAAUGGAUUAUACCCCAAAAGAUUUUUGCGACACUUUCCUUAUCCGUCAUUUAAUGUUUGGGAUUUGGAUACUGUGGACAACGGAGUCAGGGAACAUAUAUUUAUCGAAUUAAAAAAGAAAGAUUGGUCUAUGAUGAUUGCUCAUACUCUUGGAGUUGAUCAUUGCGGGCAUAGAUUUGGUGCAAGUCAUCCUGAAAUGGCCCGCAAGUUGAAUGAAAUGAAUGACUUGAUAAGUCAAUUGAUCACCAAUAUCGACAACAAUACUAUGCUCAUCGUUGUUGGUGAUCAUGGUAUGACUAGGAGCGGUGAUCAUGGUGGGGAUACUAAAUUGGAGGUUGAAGCUGCAAUGUUUGUACAUUCAAAGGUGCCUCUGUUAGAUAGAAAGUUUGGACGUAAACUUAGAGAAGUUAACCAGAUUGACUUGGUUCCUACUGUAGCUUCAAUUCUAGGGAUUCCAGUACCAUUUUCAAACUUGGGAACAACAAUACUCGAUAUGCUGCCACACAAUUUCCAGAAAAAUACAAAUUUAAAAGAUUUUGAAUAUGCUUCACAUUCCUUGUGGAGUAAUGUAGUUCAAACGAAAACGUAUGUAGAAACUUACUCCGCGGAUAGUUCCCUCUUUCCAGAGGAAAAAUUGAAUGUUAUACGCAACAUGUAUUCUGAUAUUUCUCAACGUGUUAAAAUUGUUGAUAGUUUUCAGAGUUUUCAAUCAUUUGCCAAAGAGGCUGAGACCUUUUUGGAUACAAUCAGAGAAAUGUGCGUGGAAGUAUGGGUCCAGUUUGAUUCAGAUUUAAUGUCAAGAGGUCUUAUUCUCACCUUUUGCACUAUAUUUUUCUCCUAUAUGAUAGUGGAUGGGAUUCCAAAGGAUAGAAUUCCCAUAAUCUUUGAGUCCUCUUUUCUGUUUAUCUCUGCAAUUACAAAUAUUGGAGCAGUUGGAGUUGUAACAGCUUUGUUUUUGUUUAAUGUUAUUGAUGGUUUACAAAAUAAUAUUUUUUUUGGCACUGGUAUGGUGUCAGUAUGCAUGUUUGUUAUGCUAGUGAUACAAAAUUGGGGUGUAAUUUCUACAAAUUGGUAUAAUAAUCGAAAAAAUCGUCAGUGGCUAAAUUUUUGUUCGAGAGUCAUUUUGCUCAUGACUGUUUGUGGGCUAUUUUCAAACAGUUAUAUUGUCGAUGAAUCUCUCGUACUUUCUUUUCUUCUGAUAACUAUUAUUUGGCUGCUUGUCUUCAAUAUAAAAAAUAAUAAGGUUGGAUCCGUUGAAAAAAAAUUGAAGGCGGGAUUGAAAUUGAACUGGUCCACACUUUGGAUGGUCACAAUAUCAUUUGGCUUGGUAGCCACCAUCCUCAUUCGAUGUUCGAGUUACUUUUGGUCUUGUCGAGAUGAACAAUAUCGUUCGUGUAAUUUUUUUGAACUAAGAAAGCCAGAUGUAUUAUUUGGAACCUCUGGGCGCAUGGUGGUAUUAGCUACUCUAGUUGUAAUAGCCCUGUUCAUAUCGCUUGUGAGAAUUUGGAUGCACAGUUGCGGCAAUUUGGCAGGAUUUUCUCCCAAUGUUACAGCUACACGUUAUCUACCUGGUAUAAUUGUGGUGUGUAUGGGUGGAUACUGGGUGCUACAGCACGUUCCUAAAUCUUCAAAAAUCAAAUUUGUACGACCUUGGCAAGUGGAUAUGCUCACUUCUGUCGUUUAUUUGUGUAUUUCCACUGGAAUCUUGCUAAUAUGUUUACAACCGCUCUGUGUGUAUCUUUUACCAAAACGAAAGGAGUCUUUAAACGUCUACGGACGAGAAAAUAUCAUACCUCAGUUAUUUAAUGGAAUGAAAAGCCUUAUUUAUCGCAAAAAAGAAACUGAAACAGAAGCAAUGCCAGUUGUUUAUGGCUUAGGUACCGCUUACAGCGCAACAUUUGUCUCUCUAAGCAUCUUCCUAACUCUGCUAUGCACCCUAUUGCUCGGGGAUACCUUGGCGCCAUCAAUUAUCAUCAUGUACGUGGUUUGUGUCUGCAUACUGGGAAUCACAGCUAUAGAAAGAUAUCAGCAUGCCACAAAUAUCAAUGAAUUAUUCAAUAUUCCAACACCAUCGCUACUUUCCUGGUUCUUGAUAUCAGAAUAUUUUUUCUACGCUACCGGUCACCAGCCAACAUUUUCGAAAAUUCAUUGGGAUGCGGCUUUUGUAGGUACCGGAGGAGUUUUCCAAACAAAUGUCAUAUCUGCCAUGCUCAUAGGUAUCAACACAUUUGGGUCCCACAUUGUGUUGGGAGCUACUUUACCUCUGGUAGUCAUUGCCCCCUUCACGCUUUACUUCAUGUUUCCUAGUCUUGCUGUGAAUAAAUUUCAAUCAGACAAAGAUCUCCGGAGAGGUGAAAUUCUACUAUAUGAGUACGAGGGCAGUUUAUUCAGUACGGCAUUUACAAUAUCGGCUAAAUACAUGCUGUUCCAUGAAAUUCGGACGUUUGGCUGUAUGCUGGCCGCUACAAUUCACUGCAGACAUUUAAUGGUUUGGAAUAUAUUUUGCCCAAAACUCAUAUUUGAGGGGUUAUCAUUCAUGGUAACAACAGGCAGCGUGAUGGUAUCCUUUUUACUGUUGACAAGAUUACAUCACCAGGUUGAUAAGCUUAUAACCCGAAUAUCGAAAGUAAGGUGAUAUUCUCAAGAAAAUUUAGGCUUCUCACGAAGAAUGACCUGUGAACUAACAGGUAUGCUUUUAACGUGUGCUACAUCGCGGUAGUUGACGAACAGAAAUGAAAAGAAAAAUGAAUAAUUAGAGUUAGACAGUGCUGAUUUGAAUUUCUUGUGAAUGAAGAAACUUUGCAGACUUCUGGGCUGUGGACGAACAGUGAUUAGAGUUUAUAUUGAAAUAGAGAUGA